CCCCGGAUCUGGUGUAUACUCGGAGCUCCCGGAAGGAAGCGUCUCAGCUCAGCUGAGGCCGGGGAGCAGCCCAGACGGAAGGAAUGUGUAAUGAGGCGCUCGGUGUCCCGGCUGGUGUUGCUCUGCUUGGUGUGUGGCUUCUGUUCGCUCCUGUACGCCCUCUCACAGAGGGGGAGCGGAGACACCGAGGCUCCUUCCCCCACCCUUCCGAGAGACACCGGCCGCUCACAUGCAGGAGACGAGCGGCUGCAGCUGGAAACUUUUGUGUUUCAUUCUGUCAGGUGUAAGAAUUUCUCUGUUUCUUUCUGGAAUCCCUAUUGGAUGCUGACCACUGGUGUGUGUGGAAAGGACUGCUUUUGGGAAGCUGCUUUUAGAUACAAUCUACCUGUAAAACAUGGAUUGGACACUAUGCACUUGGCAGUUGUGGCUUGCGGAGAUAGACUGGAAGAGACUAUUACAAUGCUGAAAUCUGCUCUUGUUUUUAGUAGAAAACCUCUUGAGUUUCACAUCUUUGCUGAAGACCAGUUGCACAAUGACUUCACCACAGUUCUCAACAGCUGGAGUACUGCAAAGAAAUUUAAAUAUAGUUUGUACCCUAUAUCCUUUCCACCGGAAAAUGCAGCCGAAUGGAGAAAACUCUUCAAGCCCUGUGCAUCACAAAGAUUGUUUCUGCCGUUAUUACUAAAGAAUGUGGAUUCGUUAUUGUAUGUCGAUACAGACAUACUGUUCUUGCGUCCUAUGGAUGAUAUUUGGUCUUUGCUGGAUGAGUUCAAUUCUACUCAGAUUGCUGCUAUGGCCCCUGAGCAUGAAGAGCCACGCAUAGGGUGGUAUAACCGCUUUGCUCGGCAUCCCUAUUAUGGAAAGACUGGCAUUAAUUCUGGAGUCAUGUUAAUGAACAUGACUCGUAUACGAAUGAAACACUUUAAGAAUGAUAUGACAACGGUUCGUCUGAAUUGGGGAGAAAUCCUUAUGCCACUACUGAAAAAAUACAAGUUGAAUAUAACUUGGGGGGAUCAAGAUCUGCUCAAUAUUAUCUUCUCUCACAACUCAGAAAGCCUUUAUGUCUUCCCGUGUCAGUGGAAUUACCGUCCUGAUCACUGCAUCUAUGGAAGUAAUUGUAAAGGAGCUGAAGAUGGUAUUUUUAUUCUACAUGGGAACAGAGGAGUAUACCAUGACGAUAAACAGCCAGCAUUUAGAGCUGUGUAUGAAGCACUACGCAAUUAUUCCUUUGGAGAUGACCUCAUCCGCUCUGUAUUAUAUCCUUUAGAACUGGAAUUGCAGAAAACAGUGCACACGUACUGUGGCAAGAUAUACAAACUGUUCACUAGACAGCUGACAAAAAGCAUUGAUGACUUUUAUGCACAGAGAUCAAAUGCAAGGUGAUGCUUUAGGCAGAGCUGUAUUAUGUGUGGACUAAAUGGAAUUGCACAAAGAACAGAACGGCAGCAAUCAUAUGCUUCUGUUCAGAGGAAGCACUACAUGCUGUGUACAGUUUUACUGGAAACCAUUGUGUCGGGCCAUCAAAAUGAACAAACGCUUUCAACAUAUCCUUGUGUUUUCAUAAUAUAGUACAGAUAGCAAGAUAUGUUGUACAUUUAAGUGUAAAUAAUCUUUACUAUUUCCUGUAGCUUGUAUUCAAGCCAAAUAAAAGGUAUUGAUUGUGUUUGAGGAAAGAAAGAAAAUGAAAAAGAUUCUACUUGUAUCAAACCGCAGCUGUUUAACACCUUAUUUUACUACAGUACUGUUGUGUGACAUUUUUUU
Molecule: messenger RNA, 1761 nt
Organism: Nanorana parkeri
Lineage: Eukaryota; Metazoa; Chordata; Amphibia; Anura; Dicroglossidae
Gene: GXYLT1
Product: glucoside xylosyltransferase 1
Exons: 11
Coding region: 91-1383 (430 amino acids)
Biological process (GO): protein O-linked glycosylation via N-acetylgalactosamine
Molecular function (GO): UDP-xylosyltransferase activity
Source: RefSeq, a predicted model, not a curated record